ACUCAUCUCCCUCUUGGGUUUUUUAUUUCUUUUAUUCCACUGCAAAUUUACGGAAUGUUUGAUUUCCAAGUUUUAUCAGCACGUAAAGAAAUUUUAGUACACAGUUGGAAAAAGAAGGAAACAGCGGCUACUGCUGACAUCAAACCAUUAACAGCAAGCAUCAGAUCUUGCAGCCAAAGAGAAGCUUCUCUUUACGGACUCACUACUUCUCUCUCCAGCUUGGUGACCACCGGGAGUUGAUAAACAAAAAUCAGAGAUGAAUUGGCGAAGACUAAAGAAACCAGAGAUAGGAUCAUAAUGAAUGCUCGACGUAUCAGCAUCUUUUUGACUCUAACACUGAUUGCAUCUUUCACAACCCAGUCCCCCAAAGCAUCCGCUGCAGGCCAUGUGUCUCAAGAUUUGAUUGCACGCGAAAAGCUGAGGAGAAUUCUACACCAACCCCUGUACCCAGUGACUUCAGCACCCCCGCCGGAGUCAGUCCCACCACCGCCUUCGCCUCCACCGCCCACACCAGCCAACCCUGAGUUUCCUAAUCCAGACCAGCCCUUUUUCCCUGAAGUACCCACUGGCCCAACACCAGAUCAGGCUCGACCAUCCCCGCAAGCACCGGCAAAUGCGACGGCGGUGCCUAAUCCGGUUGCCACUCCGGCACAGUUGUCCAAGCCGACUAAGAAAGUUGCAAUUGCUAUCUCAGUUGGGAUUGUCACGCUGGGGAUGUUGUCAGCAUUGGCAUUCUACCUCUACAGGCACAGGGCGAAACACCCUGAUGAUUCUCAGAAGCUGGUUGGGGGGAAUUCACAGACGAUCAACGAGGAGUCGCGAUUGCCCCCAUCUACUUUCCUGUAUAUUGGGACGGUCGAGCCCUCAGCGCAAACAUCAGUGAGCGAAACCAAUGCUCCAAAUGGCUCACCUUAUAGAAAAUUAAGUUCAGUCAAAAGAUCCGAUCGCUAUAGGCCAAGCCCAGACCUUCAACCUUUGCCACCGUUAACCAAACCUCCGCCCCCUCCGGCCAUAAAUUCACCACCACCCAUGUCAUCAUCUGAUGAGGAGAGUCAUGACACCGCUUUUUACACCCCACAGGGCUCGUCUGUGAGCAACGAGGAAGGGUCUUAUACUCCCGGUUCCCGUCAGAAUCAACGAAGCAAUAACACUAGCCUGGUGACUCAGUCCAGGGCUGAAACUCAUGUCAAUAGCUCUGUUCCUCAUUCCAAGAGAACAUCACCAAAAUCUCGUCUUCUUGCUUCAUCACCUGAUGUUAGUAGGCAUGCCAUCAUACCUUCAAUCAAGCAGCCUCCAGCUCCUCCUCCACCUCCGCCGCCGCCACCACCACGAAUUAAUCUAGAACAGCCACCUCAGCUAUCUCAGCUUGAGCUCAGCAAACCAGCAAUUCCAUAUGCUCCCAAACGCCCAAAAUUUUCAGCCCCACCUCCACCACCAGACAUGGCCCGGCUCCAACUAAUAAGCAGCCAAGGCCAGGAUACAUCCAAAGCCCCAUUACCACCACCACCACCUCCUCCUCCUCCUCCUCCUCCUCCUCCUCUGCUACUUCCAACACCACGAAAAAGUGCUGCUCCAGCAAUGCACACACCUCCAGUGGCUCCCAGACAACCAAAACUGCGAAAAUCUGGGAGCCCCAGUCCAAAAACAACUGAAGUUGAGAAACUAGGACCUGAAGAAGAAUUUAAUGAUGGUACAAAUUCUUCAGAGAGGCAUGAUGGUGAUGACAUGGAUGGACUGAGACCCAAGUUGAAACCUUUGCACUGGGACAAAGUGCGAGCAACCUCAGACCGAGCCACAGUGUGGGACCAACUAAAAUCUAGCUCCUUCCAACUGAAUGAGGACAUGAUGGAGUCUCUUUUUGGAUGUAAUUCUGCUGCUUCAGUUCCAAAAGAAGCCACUAGGAAGUCGGUCCUCCCUCCAGUUGAACAGGAGAAUAAAGUACUGGAUCCAAAGAAAUCACAGAAUAUAGCGAUACUGUUGAGAGCACUGAAUGUGACAAGGGAGGAGGUUUCUGAAGCACUUAUAGAUGGCAAUCCAGAAGGAUUGGGUCCUGAACUUCUGGAGACUUUGGUCAAGAUGGCUCCAACCAAAGAGGAAGAAAUAAAACUCAAGAACUACGAUGGUGAAUCCUCUAGACUAGGGUCAGCAGAGCGGUUCCUCAAGGCUAUUCUUGAUGUACCAUUUGCCUUCAAAAGAGUGGAAGCCAUGCUAUACCGUGCAAACUUUGAUGUGGAAGUAAACUACUUGAGAAAAUCCUUUCAAACACUAGAGGAGGCAAGUCAAGAACUGAAGAACAGCAGGCUAUUCCUCAAACUCCUUGAAGCUGUCCUCAGGACAGGAAAUCGCAUGAAUGUAGGAACUAAUCGUGGUGAUGCCAGGGCCUUCAAACUUGAUACUCUGCUAAAAUUAGUGGACAUAAAAGGAACAGAUGGGAAGACAACAUUGCUUCACUUUGUGGUCCAAGAAAUUAUUAGAUCAGAAGGUGCAGGUUCUGAGCCAACAAAUGAAAAUAUUGCACAUAAAACAAAUCUGAAAGUCAAAGAGGAUGAUUUUGAGAAGCAAGGUCUGCAGGUUGUUGCGGGACUUAGCAAGGAACUUGGGAAUGUCAAAAAGGCAGCAGCAAUGGACUCAGAUGUUCUCAGCAGUUAUGUCUCCAAGCUAGAAAUUGGACUUGAGAAAGUUAGAUUAGUUUUACAAUAUGAGAAACCAAGCAUGCAAGGUAAAUUUUUUGAAUCAAUGAAGAAGUUUCUAGAAGAAGCAGAAGGGGAAAUUCUCCUCAUUAAGGAUGAAGAGCAGACGGCCUUGUCCUUAGUAAAGGAGGUUACAGAAUACUUUCACGGCAAUGCAGCGAAAGAAGAGGCCCAUCCUUUCAGGAUCUUUGUGAUUGUAAGAGAUUUUCUCUCUAUUCUGGAUAACGUAUGCAAAGAAGUUGGGAGACUGCAGGAUAGAUCAAUAGUUAUGGGUACAGGCAGAUCAUUCAGAAUGCCUGCAACUGCAUCAUUGCCAGUCCUUAGCAGAUACAAUGCAAGACAAGAUAGAAGCUCCGAUGAUGAUAGCUCAUCUCCUUAGGAUUUGAAGAAGGUAGCACAGCAAAGGACAACAUGUUAUGGGUUCAAGCUAGUGACCAAGAAGAUAAGGUGUGAAUUAUCUCAUUACUUCAGCUGUAUUCAGCAUGAAAAGGGCCUUCAUGAGUAUUGCAUGGACAGGGAAAGAUCAACCAAUCUGCUAGUCAACCCUUAAUAUAAGAAUAAAAGACUUGAGCAAAAGCCGAAGCAAAAUAAGGUGCAAUACAAUGACAUGAUACAGUAUCAAGUGCAGUCGAACGCAAAGCAAUUCAGUAGUUUAAGAGAUGAUGGUAAAGGACUGGAGGGACAGCCUAAGUUAUUGUCCAACACAUAUACCAGUAGGUAAGACAUUUUUGUAUUGUAUACACAUAUUCAAAGAAUCAUAAAACGAAAUGCCACGCAAAAUGGUAGUAUUACAUAAACGCAGUUUUGAUUUCAUAAUAAUCAAGCAUAAGAAAAUUCUUUCUGUA
Coffea eugenioides is the source of this 3535-nucleotide messenger RNA. Its product is annotated as formin-like protein 6. The record is from RefSeq and is a predicted model, not a curated record. Lineage: Eukaryota; Viridiplantae; Streptophyta; Magnoliopsida; Gentianales; Rubiaceae. The transcript has 4 exons. Bases 298 to 3069 code for a protein of 923 amino acids. Gene Ontology annotation, biological process: actin cytoskeleton organization; actin nucleation. Gene Ontology annotation, molecular function: actin filament binding.